This is a messenger RNA of Suillus subalutaceus, 357 nucleotides long. RefSeq lists its product as uncharacterized. The annotation marks the transcript as partial. The transcript has a single exon. NCBI's taxonomy places the organism in Eukaryota, Fungi, Basidiomycota, Agaricomycetes, Boletales, Suillaceae. The record is from RefSeq and is a predicted model, not a curated record.
GUACUUAGGGAAUGGGAAUCCAUUAUGGCUAUGGAAACCAAACACUGUGGGGAAGUUCUCCAACGUCACACGUGCUGCUGUGUAUGUCAUAAGUAUGGCAAUGAUGACCAGUGCCAUUUUCUCUUUCCCCAUGAAGUUGUCGACCAGUCAUAUUAUGAUGAGGAAAACAAGUCCAUUGUCUUGAAGUGUCGCGACAGCACUGUGAAUUACUAUAAUCCCUACAUCCUUGUGUUUUGCAGGCACAAUCAUGAUAUCAAGUGUAUUCUCUCUGGAAAAGCUGCAAAGGCUGCCAUGUUUUACAUCACAGAUUAUAUCACAAAAAUGGAUCUCAAGACUCAUGAGAUGUUGUCUCUAAUG